Pocillopora meandrina is the source of this 5579-nucleotide messenger RNA. The record is from the annotation of a GenBank genome assembly. Lineage: Eukaryota; Metazoa; Cnidaria; Anthozoa; Scleractinia; Pocilloporidae.
AUUCUCCUACGAAUUCCAAUCACUCCAAUGAAGCUAACUACAGAUGAAGUACUUGAGAGGAUUGGAAGCUUUGGUCGCUACCAAAUUGUGCUCAACAUAUAUUUCAAUAUUGCUUAUGCAUUAUGGUGGGCUUUUCCAGUCAUGGCAAUGGUAUUCAUUGCAUCGGAGCCCGGAUGGAAAUGCAAAAACAACUCGACUUGCCCCUUUACUGACACCAUCAGUCUGGGAGACGACAGAUACAAACAUAGAUGCGAUAUUCCUCGGCAAGACUGGGACUUCGCCGACGACUUCACUUCGGUUGUAACUGAGGUAAGUGGUAUUAUCGUGUCAUGGGGUGUUUCUCGAUGUAUUUAUAUAUUACGUUGUGGUGUAAUAAAAACCCAUGUAAUCAAAACGGAUAGAGCGGUUUUCAAUAUGUCGAAAAACCAAAACCAACGUUAUCAAAGCGACUGAUCAAAACAAAGAUUAAUAUCACUACCCAAUGAAGACUCAAAUUGAAAACUAGAAAACUGCUUGAAGCGCGGGAAAACGCGAAUGACCACGUGACAAUUGUUUUAGUUUUGCAUCUGAUUGGUUGGGAAAGUAGUGCAAGUUUUCUGGGCCAAUCACAAAGCAAGGUAAAGUAAAACCAAAGUAAUCACGGAGUACUUUUGAUACUCAUUUGAAAAUUGCUCCAUAAAAAAAAUAUUUAAAAAGAAUAUAUUAAGAAGCCAAUGAGAACUUUAAAAUUAAGCAUGAAAACAUUCUCAAGCGUAAGAAAAUGGAAAUGACCAUGUGGCCAUGGUUUUAGAUUUGUAUUUCACUGAAUAGCAGGUGGACGUGUUUUUUAUAUUAGACACAGAGUAGAGCAAAUAUAGUUCGGACCUGCAUGGCAAUGUUAAAUGCGAAUAAAAUAAACAACGAAUUCGAAGAAUAACCACGAAGACUACGAUUGAAAAAUCAACGGUAAAUGCACGAUUGCAUACGGGCAGCCAGACUAUCAGAAAUAUCGGUAAGGUGAUGGUAGGAUCGACUCGCCCAAAGGACUACGUGUUUUUUCAUGUAGACAUUUUCCAACAGCGAGCCUUCGGCUUGUAAGAGAGUCCUCCCCUACUUGAAUGAAGCUCGAAUCUUUUCUAUUUUGUUUGUUUGUUUGUUUCAAUCACUUUCUCCUUUGACAGUUUGAUCUUUAUUGCAAAAGAGGCGCACUUGGAUUUGUAUCAACCUCUGUGAUCUUUGCUGGAUUUAUAGCUGGUAGUAUUUCUAUCAGCCCUAUCUCGGACAAGUUUGGCCGGAAGCUCCCGUUGUUUGUGUGUGGCUUUUUCUGCGCCGUGUUCAACUUUGUUUCAGCUUUUUCUCCUGCUUUCUGGGUGUUUGCUCUCUUUCGAGCAAUCGUCGGUUUCAUGAUUGGUAAGAUAUGGACAUUUUAAUGCAUGUAUUAUGCAAGAAAAAUAGUCCCUCAUUAGUAACUUUUAGCGCUUGAAGUAACUUACCGAUACGAAAACCAACCUUCCCUCCUCGAACUAAAAUUCGUUGGCAGGCGAAGGAAGACGUUGCAUGAUAAAUGACCCUCAAGCUGACUAAAAGGGUUAAGUUCUAGGAACGAAGAGAAGGGAAAACGAACAAAUAGAACGAGAGGGAGAAUGGGAUUGAAGAGAAAGAUAAGAAAGUAGCGAAUGUAUAAAACAGAGAGAGGAGGUUGUGAAAAGCAAGAUGGAGAACAAGGAAGUGGAAGAGAAGAGAGUCGGAGUUGAAGUAAGGAGUAGAAAGAUGUAAUUGAAGAGGAGGAGGAGGACAAGAGAGAAAAUUCGACACGGGUUGGAACGGGCACACAGAUGAUUAGGUAAACAAGGAGAGAGAGAUAUAAGGAGAGAGGAAAAAUAUAAGGUCGUAUGUCCGUUCAGUUUUUGAUGUUAAUAGUCCGUGCACGUGGUCAAUUGUUAGGUCGUGUCCCUGUCAUUGAUUUUUAGUUAUCUAGCACUUUUUCACCGUACGUUUUUACAUUUUUUUUUUUUUUUUUUUUUUUUUUUUUUUUUUUAUUAAGGGUAGUGCCCCGCAUGGGACUCCAUGUCCCGUUCGCACUGACCCUUUUGGCGUAUGUCUAUCGAUUUUUUGUCUCUUUCCUUGUAUAUGCAUUCAUUUUGAGCUUGUAGACGUACCCAAUAAAGUUGUUAAAUAAAUAAAUAAAAUAAAGUUGUUAAAUAAAUAAACGGUGAGAAUAGAAUGUCGAUAUGAUGAUAACGAUGAGGAUGAGAAGGUUUAUGCAAGCUUUUCCUCCUUGAAAAUUUUUAGAAUGAACCACAAUUAUUAAUUUUACUUUAAUGUUGACGGUUUGUUUUGAAUGCAGGUGCUUACAGCAUUCCACUGUUUGUUUUGACAUCUGAGUUCUCUGGGGUUCGUCGACGAGGGACUGCAGGUUCGGUUGUUUGGAUUGGUUAUGAAGUGUUCGUCAUGCUGUUAGCAUCAAUUGCGUAUGGCGUAAGAGACUGGAGACAACUGAUUAUUGUCACUGGAGUUCCUGGGAUCAUCUUCGCCGCUGGAUAUUUGUAAGAUUUGAUAACUGUAUGGUCCUUUUGCUGUAGAAAAAUGUUUUCAUCUCUAAUUAAAUAGAAGCUUUUACUUUGCCGGGUCAUCCGAAAAAAAAACUGAGCAAGGAAGGUUGAAAAAAUACAUCGAUUCAGGCUUGAAGGGGGGCAAAGGUUAUCAUUAUAGUUAUCAUCACCGAUAUCCAUCCUUAUUGUUAUCAUUAUCGUGAUUGUUAAAGUCUAGAUCGUUACCCACUAAAAAAUGUCUCCUUUCACUAACAGGAGUAUGUAAGAACAGAGAUGUGUCGCUGUUGAAACGUGGACUUGUGAAAGCUGACUAAAAUAAAUGAAGAUUGAAUUUUCCGUUGAGAGUUGGUCCCUUAAAAGAGCUUCCACAGCAUAACUAUUUGUGUUGUUGUUAUAUCUACGAACAGUUUCAUUCCUGAGUCGGUCCGCUGGCAUCUGAAGAAGGGAAGAUACACUGAGGCAAAGGAAACUUUGUCUAAAGUCGCUUCAUUGAAUGGUACAGAGAUGCCAGACGAACCAAUUUAUUUACCGAAGGAGGAACGUCUUGGUGACAUUCGAGAUUUGUUUUCCUCUCUCAAAAUGGCUCACAAAACAUUUGGUUGCUGGUUCAUGUGGUAAGUGUUGGGUCCGGCAAUACCAUUUUAAAUGCGCUGUGCCCUAUAUAUAUCCAGUAUCCCUAAUGGAAGCUUGCCAUAAGCCCUCAAAGCCGCUAAAAUAAAUUCAUUUUCGAUAUUAGAAAAUGGGGUUGAACUAUGAGGAUAUUUUUAAAAAAAGGAUUCCCUCAAAAAUGUCGGACAUCUUGAACGAGCGCGCCAGCGCUUGAGUCAAAAUUAAACAAUGAUUCAACAACUAGGUUCUCUUACUCUGUGUUCAUAUCAACAGGUUUGCAGUGUCUUUCAUAUCUUGGGGGAUUAGCUUUAGUACUCCCUUUGUGGGCGGUAGCGUUUACUCCAACGUGGCGAUGAGUGCAGCUGCCUCUCUCCCUUCCUAUCUUCUCUGUGCUGUUUUGACUGUGUGGUAAGUAAAUUUGCCAAGAGACGGUGCAUUUCCUUCUUUGUCUUAGAUUGGGUAUCGUCUUCAAGAUUCUUUGUACAAAUCCUUGGGCAAAUCGCAAAUCCUGCUUAACCAAGUUUGUUGAUCGAUUAAGUCGGCCGUGUAAGGGCCUUAUUUGUUUACAAGUUUUGUUUGCUUUGCUGGUAUAUUUGAAAUUUUUUUGUUUUUGCUUUUUGUUUGUUAUCUUUUGUGGGCCAACUUGAUUUGCUAAAUAAAAUGAGCCAAUGAAAUGGACGAGAAAAAAAUGUAUUCUCGGUACCGGUGGACCAACCUGAAGUAUGUGUUAUUUAUUUUUAUUUCAACAGGUUUGGCCGCAGAAAAUCCCUGUUCAUUUCGUUCCUUGCAGCUUCUCUUGGAGCCAUCGGCGCCCUUUUGAUGACAGAUAAAGCCGAACAUGACAACGGUGAGAAAUACAGUACCAUAGCUCAAUCGUGAGCACAAACCUUUAAAGAAUACAAUUUCGUCUAAGUAAAAAUGCCUGUAAAUGAAAACGCGAGACGAGAAGAGAUAAAACAGCAAAAGACUACUGUCCCCCCCCCCACCAUACCCACUCUCCUCGGACGGUAAAAGAGAAAGAAGAACUUUAAGUGACGUGAGUAUUAUAUGUAGUGGAUCUCUUGGUAGGAAGGGAGCAGUUGAGAAACAUUUUUGCCCGAAAGACUGCAUUUAUAAGGGUCCUAAUGGGGUUAUCAGAAAAGCCGUUAGCCGUAAUACGGCAAAACAAUUCAGCCGUUAGACGUUGAAGAAAUGUAAAAUGGUUUUAUGGCCAAUCAGAGCGCACGUACUAUUUGAAUUAUUUUAUAAAAAAAAAUAUUUAACCUUAAAAAAAUUUGUCUCUUAUCGCUUACGGAAGAAAAAAGGAUUUUUAGCCAUAACUUGGCCAAAACUUCAAUCUUUAGUUGUAAAAGCCAGCAUCCCAUUGAGGCCCUCCUUAAUGGUUUGUUGUAUCGUUGCAGGUUUUUUGGCUGGUAAAAUUUUCAUGUCCAUGGUCGUUGCAAAGUUGUCCAGUGGCGUGGCAUUUACCUUGGUGUAUAUUUAUGCUGCGGAGCUAUUUCCAACAGCACUGAGGUAGCUAAUUUUUAUUACAUUUCGCAUUAUUCGUUAGCUGUCAUUAGAAAGGACCAUUCUAAAGCGGUUAGUUGCUGUGGUUAUUGUUGUUGUUUUGGUUUUGAAUGUAUGUUGCGCUUCUUUUCUUUGUAACACAGGAACGUUGCCAUGGGUACGUCAACAUCCUGGGCUCGAGUGAGUGGUUUUGCUUCGGCUUAUGCCCCUCUUCUGGUGGGUAAUUCAAUCAUUUUUUUAUUGGCUCGUGUCAAACAUAUCUGAUAGCCCUUUUUCCAUCCAGCGUGACGCAAAUGUGACGAUAAAUACUACCAGCACAUCCCGAGCCCGCUUCACUGAAUACAUGGUUAAACCCCCUCUAGGAAAUUUGUUGGUACUGUUGUUCAAAGCUAUUUGGUGUGAUUUCCGACCAGCGGUAAUCAUAUUAGUACCUAGGCCACCGCAUAUGAAAUAUAGGCUUUGAUCAUUAUUCACAUGUGAUGUGAUUUAUAUGAGCAUUCUUCUUGCUUCGGAAUAAAACGUGUGUGUCUUACAAUCUACGCUUCCUGUUCUUAAACAAGAACUACAACAAUUUUGAUCGGGUUUUUGCCAUCCAAUUUCAAACAAACAAACUAAAUAAACGCAAAAAAUUGUUUAUUAAUCGGAGUCAAGCGAAGUCUAAUAGUUCCAUAAUAAAGCAUAUACACCAUUUCUGGUGUUAUUUCAAACCCCACUGACUUCUCCUUCUUUCAGCUGGAAAUUCACCGUUUUCUGCCAUUUGGAAUUAUGGCUGGCCUUGCCCUCGCUGCCGCUGUGAUCUGUCUGACAUUACCUGAGACACACGACCAACCCAUGAUAGAAGAUUUGUCUCAGGAUUCGAACGACAAAAAUCACAAACAAGAUGAAUACUUGAACGCAAAUGAUGUUACAGCUGAGGAAAACACUUUAUUGUGA